Molecule: messenger RNA, 1064 nt
Organism: Daphnia carinata
Lineage: Eukaryota; Metazoa; Arthropoda; Branchiopoda; Diplostraca; Daphniidae
Product: COMM domain-containing protein 2-like
Exons: 4
Coding region: 221-610 (129 amino acids)
Source: RefSeq, a predicted model, not a curated record
GUGUUGUUUUCAAAAGCAUGUAUCGGCAUGUAUCUAAAACUGUCUUCUAACUUGUACGUCAUGCACAGCUUUAUGCAAUUCGUCAUGAAAACCAAAUUUUGAGAAACUUGUUUUUAGUUUUCGAAGUUUGAUCUGUGCCUUCUCAUUAACAGUUCGUCUUGCUGAUGCAAUAGAGCUAACACCAAAUUUCAUUGACGCUGUACCAAAACUAAACCUAGAAAUGGACCUGUCUGCUAAUUAUGAGGAACUGACCUUUUUUCAACUGCAUAGCGAGGAUGUACUAAAGGAUUUCAUUGGAAUUGCUUGGGAAUCUUUGAUGAAUAAAAGUAAGUCCAAGUCAUAUGCACACGCUGCAGUGAAGCUGAACACUGAAUAUGUGACAAUUGAGAAAUUGGUUGGGAAGCUCUCACAGCUGCUAUUAGAGUGUACCAAGCUGAAAGUUACAAUGUCAGAAUUUGUUGACAGCUUACAACCUAUUUUACUUGACAAAGUAUUCUUGCUGUGGGAAAGUGUAGUCGUGAAGAAAGAAAUUCUCUCGGAAAUAUUGCGGAAAACUGACAUUAACCAUGUUGAAUUCUCAACAUUAAAUUGGAGGUUUGAAAAUACAUAAUCACGGUAUUUUUAGCUUGCAUCAAAAACAUUGGAAUCAUAUGAAAACACAAAUCUUUUCAUGGAGCUACAGCUGAAGGAUAAAUAUUCCAAAAAACAUCAUCACUUUGUUGUCAACAUUCCAAAUUUGUUCCAUUUGACCAACAUACUGGAGGUUGCCUUAAAUGAAACUAAAACGAGCCAUGUUCGAAGAGUUUCAGCUAUCAACUGAAGAAAUGAGCACUCAUGCACUGUUGGCCCAGUGUAAAUCAGUCAAGAUGAAAGUUGUAUAUUUGGUGUUAACAAGCUCCAAGCAGAAAAUAAGAACAAAGUAAUAAUAAUCCUGUGUGUUUCAAUUGUUCAUUUACUUAAAUUAGGUAAGUAGCAAAGAAUCAUGACAACCAGGCAUCCAUUCAUUUAGUAACCACCAUCUUCUUGGCAUUAUUUAAAUAAACUUACAACAACUUGUCAUACAA